AUGAGGUUGAGUGGCGCACUCGAAGUUGCUGCGUCCGGCUUGGGUGCGAACUUCGCUGGGCGCCGGCCCAACCCUACCAACCAGAGCCGCCUCGACGAGCUUGAGGAGGUGUUUGUUGAGCUGGUGCGCCGCUCUCACUCCUUGCCGCUGCCCCAGAAUUUGCUGACCUACAUGGACUCUUCAAUGGGCCACAGCGAAGCCUGGCCUAGUGUCGUGCCAGCUCAAGGGCGUGGGCCGAAGGCUAUGAAGCGGCCCGCCACGGCAGUGCUGGCAAAGAAGCCAGCCAGCAAG
This is a messenger RNA of Effrenium voratum, 291 nucleotides long. The record is from the annotation of a GenBank genome assembly. NCBI's taxonomy places the organism in Eukaryota, Dinophyceae, Suessiales, Symbiodiniaceae.